Micromonas pusilla CCMP1545 is the source of this 996-nucleotide messenger RNA. RefSeq lists its product as uncharacterized. The transcript has a single exon. Lineage: Eukaryota; Viridiplantae; Chlorophyta; Mamiellophyceae; Mamiellales; Mamiellaceae. Gene Ontology annotation, cellular component: cytoplasm. Gene Ontology annotation, biological process: protein folding. Bases 1 to 996 code for a protein of 331 amino acids. The record is from RefSeq and is a predicted model, not a curated record.
AUGUCCCCGCGAAAGAGCUUCAAGUAUGUGUACAUCCCCUGCGACCCCGCGUGCGCGAUGGAGGAGCUCACGAUGGAGAUCCCGGAAGGGAGAGAGAUGGAGUGCCUGCUCGACACGCUGAAGGAACACUUCCGAAACGCAUCGGGGACGCUGGGCACGAGCGCGGAGCAGAAAGCGCUGUUCCGCAAGCAGCUCGAGGAGCAGUCCGGGAAGAAGAUCGACGACGACAUGAUGGACAUCGCCUCGCGCAUGCAGAUGGUCCAGCCCGUGGCGCUGCUCCCGGGCGGGAAGGCGACGAACUGGGAGCACGUCAACCUGUACGUGGACGAUCGCGGAAUAAGCAAAGGGCUGCGAAGGAACGAUCGCGCGUGCGGGCUCGCGCUCGAGUGCGGCGCGCCCACGGACAUCGUCGGCGACGCGUUCCUCGCGAGGAUCCUCGACGACGACGAUCGCUUCGAGAGGCACGACUUCACGUUAGACGAGAUGUCCUCCAGCGCGCCGUGGGUGAAGCGCGCGUACACGCUGCAGAUCGCGAAGAAGCAAAACAGCGGGGACGUUCAGGAGCAGAUCCGAGCGAUGGGCGGGAUGAAGGACGCCGCGAACGUGAUGAACCUCCAGGAUAACCUCCCGGAGCCCGGGCCGCCGCCGGGCUCGAUCGACGACACCGGCUCGCAGCUGUACAAGUGGAGCCAGGAGGGCGAGGACGUCGUCGUCGUCGUCCCGGUGCGAGAGACGACGACCAAGGCGGACGUGAAGUGCGUCGUGAAGAAGGAUCGGAUCCGCCUCGAGGUGACGGACGCGCCCAACGAGGGCGAGCGGCUGAUCGUGGACGACGCGAACGAGCUGUGCUCGGACGUGACCCCGGACGAGUGCAGCUGGAGCAUAGUGAAGGAUAGGGACGGGAGCAAGCGCUUGGAGUUGACCUUGACGAAGGGGAAAGCGAUGCGGUGGCCGUGCUUCACGCGGAUGAACUCCGCGCCCGAGACGAAGCAGUAG